This is a messenger RNA of Boleophthalmus pectinirostris (great blue-spotted mudskipper), 2102 nucleotides long. It is a transcript of the gene gpia, whose product is annotated as glucose-6-phosphate isomerase a. Gene Ontology annotation, cellular component: cytosol. Lineage: Eukaryota; Metazoa; Chordata; Actinopteri; Gobiiformes; Gobiidae. The transcript has 18 exons. Bases 205 to 1863 code for a protein of 552 amino acids. The record is from RefSeq and is a predicted model, not a curated record. Gene Ontology annotation, molecular function: carbohydrate derivative binding; monosaccharide binding; glucose-6-phosphate isomerase activity. Gene Ontology annotation, biological process: glucose 6-phosphate metabolic process; glycolytic process; gluconeogenesis.
CCUCUUCCUGAACAGUCUGUUCACUUUGCACCGCUCUCCAUCCUGCUGCUACUGCCUCCAUCUGUAAUUUUCCUCCCUCCACACCUCCAAAACCUCCAGGACAGAGGGACUGAAGGAUCAAUUUACCCUUCGCGCAAGCACCUUAACCCCGGGACGGAUUCUACACAUCACCGCUAAAAAGAUCCACCUGAAAUAAUCAACAAAAUGGCACUCUCAAGCGACCCUAACUUCAUGAAGCUGCAGCAGUGGUACCAAGCCAAUGCUUCAAGCCUAAACAUGCGGGAGAUGUUUGACAGCGACCCGGGUCGGUUCUCCAAAUUCAGCACUACUCUUGAAACAGAUGAUGGACCAAUUCUUCUGGAUUAUUCCAAAAAUCUCAUCAACGAAGACAUCAUGGCCAUGCUUUUUGCUCUGGCCAAGUCUCGAGGAGUGGAGGAGGCCAGAGAUAAGAUGUUCUCUGGAGAAAAGAUCAACUUCACUGAGGGUCGCUCGGUGCUCCACAUUGCCCUUCGCAAUCGCUCAAACUCUCCGAUCCUUGUCGACGGGAAAGACGUGAUGCCAGAAGUGAAUCGCGUCUUGGAGAAAAUGAAGGCCUUCUGCCACAGAGUGCGCAGUGGAGAGUGGAAAGGCUUCAGUGGAAAGUCCAUCACAGAUGUGGUCAACAUCGGCAUCGGAGGAUCAGACCUGGGCCCCCUGAUGGUGACGGAGGCACUGAAGCCAUACUCAGCUGGAGGUCCCAACGUUUGGUUCGUGUCAAACAUUGAUGGGACUCACAUGGCCAAAACCCUCAAACAGCUCAAUGCAGAGACUACGCUGUUUAUCAUUGCAUCCAAGACAUUCACGACCCAGGAGACCAUUACCAAUGCAGAGUCAGCCAAAGAGUGGUUCCUCCAAACAGCGAAGGACGCAUCAGCUGUGGCUAAACAUUUCGUGGCCCUAUCCACCAACGCAGCAAAAGUGAAAGACUUUGGCAUCGACACUGCAAACAUGUUUGAGUUUUGGGAUUGGGUGGGAGGCCGUUACUCCCUGUGGUCUGCGAUCGGUCUGUCCAUUGCUCUCCACAUAGGAUUUGAAAACUUUGAGCAGCUUCUGGCUGGAGCACACUGGAUGGACAGUCACUUUUGCUCCGCCCCCCUGGCUCAGAAUGUGCCUGUCAUCAUGGCCAUGCUGGGGGUCUGGUAUAUAAACCUGUUUGGGGCAGAGACCCAGGCGCUGCUGCCCUAUGACCAGUACAUGCACCGCUUUGCUGCAUACUUCCAACAGGGCGACAUGGAAUCCAAUGGAAAGUACAUCACUAAAGAUGGCAGCCGGGUGAACUACCAUACAGGACCCAUUGUGUGGGGGGAGCCAGGGACCAACGGACAACAUGCAUUCUACCAGCUCAUACAUCAAGGAACACGUAUGAUUCCUUGCGACUUCCUCAUUCCCGCACAGUCUCAGCAUCCAAUCAGAAACAACCUCCAUCACAAGAUCCUGGUGGCUAAUUUUUUGGCCCAGACUGAAGCUUUGAUGAAAGGGAAAACAGCGUCUGAGGCUCGGGCUGAACUCGAGGCUGGAGGACUGAAGGGAGACGCUCUGCAAAAACUGCUACCACACAAAGUGUUUGAGGGAAACAAGCCCAGCAACUCCAUUGUAUUCAAGAAGUUGACUCCAUUCAUUUUGGGAUCUCUAAUCUCCAUGUAUGAGCACAAGAUCUUUGUCCAAGGGGUCAUCUGGAACAUUAACAGCUAUGACCAGUGGGGUGUUGAACUCGGAAAACAGUUGGCAAAGAAGAUCGAGCCGGAGCUGAAGGACGAUUCUGAGGUUUCUUCUCACGAUUCCUCCACAAAUGGACUCAUCAACUUCCUCAAGAAAAACUUCUAAAAACUGCUAAAAACGUUCCCGAAAAUUCCUGCGUCUGUCUGAAAUUGCUUCCACCAUUCCUCUUUGUGCACUUUAUGUCGUGAUCAUCGCAGCUGUAAAGUCGUGUUUAAAAAGGGAAUCUUGUGUUCCUGUGUUUGUGCAGAAAACUGUAGGUGAGAAACGCCCCGUGAGUUAAAGCAGCACUGACUUUAAAAUAAAAUGAAAAUUAAUAUAAAAAUAAAACUCUUUAUGUCACUGAA